This is a messenger RNA of Capronia coronata CBS 617.96, 714 nucleotides long. RefSeq lists its product as uncharacterized. The record is from RefSeq and is a predicted model, not a curated record. Lineage: Eukaryota; Fungi; Ascomycota; Eurotiomycetes; Chaetothyriales; Herpotrichiellaceae. Bases 1 to 714 code for a protein of 237 amino acids. The transcript has 2 exons.
AUGGACGGGCUUCAGAUUGACGACAGACCUCAUGAGAAGUCAUAUUUCUCUGGCGGUCAUGAUAAGAUGGUCGCUCCGGACAAGGUUAUGACGGCUGCAUACCCCUAUGAACCUGUCGAUUCUCAACCAGGCGAACCCCAGCCUUCUGCUUCCCGCUUGCCGUGGCGACUGUCGGUCCUGGCAUAUACCUUGGUUGUGGCCGGGGUGACCUUGUUGAUAUGUGGUGCAGCCUUUGGAGGUGCCCUCGGCGGGGUUGUUACAAGCCACAAGCACUCCGAUUCGAAUACACCGGCGACUACCACAGUCACCGCGACAGUGACCAACACCGUCUCAUCAGCCCCCACGACCCAAACUGGCUUGGUCAACAAUUACUCUCCUCUACUGCCGGAUCAGGUCAACACUACCGCCCUUGAUUGCGCUGAACAAGCCACGAUUACUUCCAGGUCCGACGAACAGUACCAGCUCAAUUGCAAUAUCAACUAUCCUGACAACGACUUGCUCAACUUUAUUGCUUACAGCCUCGACGAUUGUAUUGACGCGUGCUCCAGUAUCAACACAGUUUCCGGGGAUACACAGUGUCAUGGAGUUGUGUUCAAUGCCAACCUUGAGAAGUCGGACCAGCAGGGCCACGGGAAUUGCUGGUUGAAAUCAAUCAUGGCCAAUCCCACAACCGACCCUCAGCCUCCGUCUGUUGGCGCCGUGUUGCUGUCAUGA